This is a messenger RNA of Manduca sexta (tobacco hornworm), 4612 nucleotides long. RefSeq names its product protein pigeon (gene pigeon). The transcript is spliced from 14 exons. Gene Ontology annotation, cellular component: trans-Golgi network. The coding region runs from base 677 to 3055 and encodes 792 amino acids. Gene Ontology annotation, biological process: positive regulation of amyloid-beta formation. The record is from RefSeq and is a predicted model, not a curated record. Lineage: Eukaryota; Metazoa; Arthropoda; Insecta; Lepidoptera; Sphingidae.
AAUAGUGUUGUGAUCAUCUCGAUUCAGUUAUAUCAAAUAAUAAUUCGAUUGAUGAUAGUUAAUGUCACAUUUCACGAGCUUUUUCUGUCACUAGCUAGAGCUUGGCGCCUUAUAAGGAGAGGAAUACAGCACCUACAUUAUAUUAUAAACUGUUACAGUGUUGUGUACAUAAGAGAUUUUAAUUUUAUGAUGGCUAUUAUUAUUCUCGAAUAUUAUGACAUACAUAAAUCUUUUAUAAUAGUAUUUCAGAAAUAAAAAACAAUUAUAAUGCAUUUAUAUCUUUACACUUUUAUAAAAACGUAAUUCUACAGCUCAUAAGAAAUUGUGAGGAGGAGAGGUAACAGCACGAGAGUGGCGAUUACUCGGCCAGGAACAAGAUGGUUCACAGAUCCUCACAUGGAUAUCAACAGCAAAGGAUGAUAAGGAAGUUCAGAACAUUGGUGUCUAUGCCAAUAAAACUAAAACAUUGUCUAUACUCCACACAUUUGAUGAUAAACUGAACAUAAUCCAAGCUUCUGUGAAUGCCACACACACUCUACUAGCCUAUGUGGUGAAGACACUACCAACAGAUGAUUCAGAAGUAAAGGAACCUCUAUACUGCCCAUUUCUGAUCUGCUUGCUUCCUGAUAAAGAGCGAGUGCCUGAAGAAGUUGAAGAGUGCUCUACGAAGCAGAUAAUGCUGCAGUAUGUUUAUGGAAAGACCAAUAAGUACAGUCCCGGUAUAAGGAAUGAUAGAUUCUUGCUUUUUAAACAUUUAGAGUGUAUAAAGAUCUACCGCACCCCAAUGUUUUUAAAUGAGUUUGAUGAUGGGACAGAGAAAUGGGGCUUUGACGGCAUCUACCCUGAACCUGAGACCAUUGUCAAAGUAUUCUCAUGGGCGCAGUGGGACUGUGUCAAUCAGGUCCUCUACUACAUCCAUUUCCGUCAAUCAGCGCAGAGCUUCGCGGAGGGCGAGGAGGUGAAGUCUCCGUCGGAGGCAACGCCGACGCUCUCCGCGUUGCAGUUCCACGCUGACCUGCCUCACGAGACUGUCAUGAACAUCCCGCUAAGCCUGCCGAACGUGUCGAGUUCGUCUGAAGGCGCGGCUUGCGGCGCGUACGAGGACGACCCCAUCCCGCUGCGCGUGCACGACUGCAGCCUCGACCUGCAGAUAGUGUGCGACCAGCGCGGCAUACUGUGCAUCUGCCAUCACUAUCUGUACAAGCCCUUAGACGACUCGACCACAUCCCUAGUGAUGGAAGACAGCGCGGACCUGAAGGACUCUGGUGUGAACUUCGCGUACUCCAUCACGCUGCUGCAGCACGGGUGCGUGGUGCACAGCGUGGUGCCGGACCUGCCGUGGGCGCUUGCCAAGUCACUACGCCCUUCCUACACGCUAUAUGAAGAUAACCAUCUUCUGGUGAACAUUCCGAUGCUAUACACCCAUCUGAUAGACAUCAGCCUCUACCACGAGCCGUGCUGCCAUAUCGUUAUACCCGUAGAUGAGCGCGAGAGCGGGCCAAGCCUGGCGCCCAUCCUCGGCUGGGGGCCGCACGCGAUGGUCGACCUUAACACCCUAGACAUAGUGACUGUUUCCGUCGCCGAUAAGGACCUGGCUGCUACAUUUAAGAGCAACACGGCGAUAGAGAACAAGCUGGCGAUCAUGCACUAUCUGAUACUGCACGAGGGGAACAUGGACUUGGCUGAAGAGCUGGUGUCGUGGUCGUGCGUGUCGCAGCGCGAGGGUCUGUGGGGGCUGCAGCGCGUGCUGCAGGAGUACCUGGUGGGCACGACGCAUGCGCUCACGCGCCGCUCGCUGCCCGCCUCCGCGCUGCCGCUGUGCAACAUGCUGCCGUUCACGCUGCACCUCAAGUUCGCUGACGUCAAGGUGCGCAACAUGUGCGUGUCGGUGUCGCAGGAGAAGCUGUGGAACAGCGCGGCGGUGGUGCUGGCGCCGAGGCAGCGCGUGUGCCAGUUCGCGGAGGACGUGUGGACGCGCGUGUGGGCGCGCCUCACGGACCGCGCGCCGCCGCGCCUCGCGCCGCAGCAGGUCCUCGACAAGCUGCGCGUCAGUCUGCACUGCUACCAGCCGGAGGCGCUGUCGCGGUGCAGCACGCCGCUGUCGCCGAGCGCGGCGGGUCCGGCGCUGGGCGCGCCGCAGCGCCGCUCGUCGGUGGGCAGCGGACAGGACCUGCUGCCCUUCUUCGAACUAGACGUCUGCACUGCUAGCAAGCAAGAGCAUAUUAUUGCCGCGAACCUACGCGAGGUGAGCGUGCACCUGAUGCGCGAGUGCAGCGGGUCGGGCGGGUCGAGCGGGGCCGGGGGGGCGGGCGCGGGUGGCGCGAGUGGUGGUGGUGGUCGCGGCGUGGAGUCGGGCGUGCACGCGGUGGCGACGCGCUGGGCGUCGGCGCAGCUGGACGCGUCGCGCGCGCUGUGUCGCGCCGUGACGCGCGCCGCCGCCGCUGCGCCCGCGCACAACCAGCAUCGCGGCUUCACAUUCAUCGAUGAGAUGGAGCCAACGCACGCAUUCCUGCUAUUCAAGAUCCUCGAGCAAUACUACCUGGCGGCGGACUCGAUCGCGUUCCCGCUGCCGCAGGGGUUCAGCUCGUUCUUCACGUACCUGGGGUACCGCGCGCUGCCGUUCCACGCGUUCGUACAAUACGUGCACAGGAACGUGUUCGAGCUGCAGAUAGACGUCAUGAAAGCUAUUAUUGCUUGUAAGGACGACGAGAGCAAGACUGCGGUGAAUAACAAGCUGCGGCUGAUCCAGCUGGUCGGCGAGGGCCGCGCACGGCGUGCGCUUGCGGCGUGGGGCGGCCGCGCCGCACUGCUCGUGCGCGCGCGCGACCACGCCGCCACGCUGCUCAGCGGCGGCGCCAGCCACCACCACGAGCACGCGCGCCACCGCCCGCUCAGCGACACCGCUGGAAUUGCCGCCCUGCCCUCUGGCGAGCGUCUCUCCCCAUUGGACACUUUUUUGGAUCUUCUGACAGCCAAGGCAAGCCUCAACGAAUUGGACUUCAACCUUAUAAUAGAAGCUACCUUAGCGUCUGUGCAACAGGAUAACUCUGCGUAAACGUGACAUUUAAUCUACUGGAGAUUUCAUUAAUAUUUCAUAUUUAUUACUUAAUAUCUUUAAGACCUCAUGCGUGCAAAGAAAUGUGGGUAGAAUAGCUAGACUUAGGUCAGGCCCAGUAUGGCGUAUGUACUUAAUUUUGUACUUUUUGAUCUCUAUUAACGUGACUUAUAGAAUUAUGAAUAAAUACGGGAAAAUUACUUUCAAUAUGAAUAUUCUAUGAUUAAUAUGUUUUUUGUGUUCCAUAUAUAUGUGCGUCGCUAUUACGGUAUCACAAGCCAGGCCUGUCAUAAAAGAUCUCUAGCGUGCUGGACCACCAACCAGGCGUGUUAUAAUAAGGGCUAUAGUCUAAGAGCCCGUGAACCCCAGACCUUCGUUAUUUUAUAAAAGCUGAAAGUUUGUCAGCGCAUGCUCCCAACACAGGUAACAACGAUGGGCCAUUAUGAAGUUUGGGCUACAGUGGCUUUGGCAGGUACACGGUACUAAAGGUGUGUAAAAGGUGUGUGUGUAUCAAAAACGUCUGGCUAACGAGGAAACAUUAUUUACUUAUUACCCAAGUACUAUAUAUAAAAAUCAGCUUUUAUACUAUAACGUAAAUAAAAUUUAAUUUCAUGAACAUUAAGGGUGUCUGGCAAGGGAUUGCCACGAUGUUAAGUGUCUGUCAAUGAAUAACGUGAUUUUUAAUAAUUUUCUGAUGGUAAUACCAUAAAAUCUCUCUUUAUUAUUUGAUGAAACUAGAUCGGCAUUUUACACACCUUUAGUACCGUGUACCUGCCAAAGCCACUGUGGCCCAAACUUCAUAAUGGCCCAUCGUUGUUACCUGUGUUGGGAGCAUGCGCUGAUAAACGUUCAGCUUUUAUAAAAUAACGAAGGUCUGGGUUACACGGGCUCUUGCUCUACUACAACAGCGCGGCAAAAUACAUACAUGUGUUGUGCAGGCUAUAUACCAACUUCGUGUGGGCCGUAUGCUUGUAGCGCUAAUUUCACACGUUAGGUGAGUGGAGACGCACUGGCGUUAGCGUCGUGAUAAACACGCCAGGUGUAAAGCCCGGGUGGUAAUUCAUUGUUUUGAUGCCUCAGUCAACGCGUCAUAGAUCAUUAAAAUAAUAUUGUCAACAGCAGUUUAAUAUAUUGUAGAACAGUUUUUAAUUGAAUGGUCUAGUAUUAUUUUUGUUUGCUGUAGUUUACUUUGCACACCUGUCUUAUUCAGAAGAACUGACAUCUAUGUACUUUAGUUAACUGCACUUGAUGUGUAUGACUUUGUUUUGUCUGCAUUCCUUAUAUAUUCUAUUUUUAUAUCAAUUACAUGUGGUAUUUUGCACUUUAAAACAUUUUUGAAUUCUAAGUACUGUAUUUUCUGAUUUUAAAUUUUAUUUAAAAUGUAGAAUUAUAAUUUUGUAUAAUUUCACAUAUAUCCAAUAUGGAGUUUGUCUUAAGUUUUUACCAAAGAAGCACAAAGAUUAGAUUAAUUGGCUGUAGCGUGACAUUCCAUUUAUGUGCAAUUCAUAUGUGCAAUAUUUUAGAAUAAAUGUGACAAAAUAAAACAAUAAAAAAUAU